This is a messenger RNA of Triticum turgidum subsp. durum (durum wheat), 582 nucleotides long. NCBI's taxonomy places the organism in Eukaryota, Viridiplantae, Streptophyta, Magnoliopsida, Poales, Poaceae. The record is from the annotation of a GenBank genome assembly.
AUGGCUCAUUCCAUAUGUAGUCAGUUGGUUGCUUUCCCUAAACUUGAAUGGUUAAUCAUCAGGGAUAUGCCCAACUGGGAGGAGUGGUCUUUUUUUGAAGAAGAAAUAGAAGCUGCUCUUAAUGAAAGGGGAGAGGAUGGAACUGCUGAGAUUCAGAAAGAGGAUGCCCCAUCUGCAAGAAUGCAACUGCUGCCUCGUUUGGUGAAGUUGAAACUUGAUGGUUGCCCAAAGUUGAGGGCCCUUCCGCUACAGCUUGGAGUGGACACUGCCGGAUUAAAGCACCUCGAACUAAUUGAAACAAACAACUUGAAGGCUGUGGAUGACCUCCCACUGCUCUCUGAGCUCCUUAUUAUUAAUAAAUGUGAAGGCCUGGAGAGACUCUCUAAUCUCCCUCAAGUGUCGGAGCUUCGUGUAAAUGGUUGUCCAAACUUAAGCCAUGUGGAUGGGUUGGACAGUGUGCGGCAGUUGUGGCUGGGUGAGGAUAUGGAAGAGAUCUCCUCUAGUUGGGUGCUUGGGCUUCAAAAGCAACACCGGCAGCUUCAUGACGAAGACCUGGAUGUUUACACGAUGUUUAGCAGUUAG